This is a messenger RNA of Didymodactylos carnosus, 643 nucleotides long. NCBI's taxonomy places the organism in Eukaryota, Metazoa, Rotifera, Eurotatoria, Philodinida, Philodinidae. The record is from the annotation of a GenBank genome assembly.
AUGUAUCUCGAGAACGAAUAUCAACAUAAUGAUGUUCAUUUGUAUUUCAAGCAGCUAGCCCACUUCAAAACAUACCCGAGUCAAUCGGAUUCCAACGAACUUCUAUCACCGUCGGUGAACUCAUCCAUAUUUUCUUCACGGACUUUAACUUCGAGUUAUGUUGGUGAAAAUUCACAGCAAUCGCUGACAAAAAAAGUGUCGAAAACAGCGGUCUCCACUAAUGAUCCAAUAACAGACGAUGUUGUGGAGGGAAGUGGUGCUGGUGGUGAUGAAGUUGAGCAAGAACAACUGAUCCAGCCCGAAACCAGUGAUGUCGCUGCCAGUGAAGAACUAGUGCCACAGGAACGCAUCUCUCCACACUCACAACCAGUUUUUGAAGAAGAUGUUGUGUGCAUCGAAGAAUCAUCGACUGCUCCGAUCAUCGACCAAAAACCAUUCGUUCAAUUAGUAUUAUCGAAUAAACCUCGUCUUUAUACAAACGAGCAAUUGGACGAUUUAUUGAAUGCUGUUGUAUUAGCUAAAGCCAUGAAUUCGGUGAUGAAUGGCGCCGUCUUAUUGCCGUUUAAAUAUCUGAUUCCAAGUGACGAUAUGAAACCCCCAAUACCAUCAUCCAUCAAUGACCAUUCACCUCCACCAACACUAC